CCCCCCAGCCUCGGGAAGCAGAGACUUUUCCCCCUGUAUCAGUAUGGUAACGUGGACUCAGGGUAGAUGCUAGAAUCAAGUGGGCUAAGGGACCUUUUCCGUAAGGGGGAGGAGUUACGACGCAAGCGGGAGGAGCUAGGCCAGCGGGAUAGUUCCUCUACUAUCCACGCCACCAACUAUUACCUUUAGUAAUUAGGUGGUGAGCGAAGCGGAGCGGAGCGAGCCACCGUGCCCGAAGCGUGGCGAGCCCGCAAGGGUACUUUUCGGGUACCCUGUUCGCCCGUAGCUCCUCCCCCUGGUGACGUAGCUCCUCCCCUCAAUACGUCACAAGGUCCCUUCAGCCCCUCCGUUAUAGAACCAACCGUGGACUCAGUGACCGCACUCCCCGUAUAGACUAUACAGCCGCCGCACUGCAUCCUGGCAGUUGGAGUUCCCGCACACUUGUCUUGCAGACCAUUUAGCUGUGAGGAACCAGAGACCCUUUAAUAGAAGUCACGUAAAUGAUGUCACGGAAGAUGGACAAGGACAGGAGUCAUUUGACUGAAAGGAUAUUAAACCUCACUGUGGAGAUCAUCCAGCUGCUGACAGGAAAGGAUCACACAGUAGUGAGGAAGACAUCUGGGAAGUGUGAGACACCCAGCAGCCAUCCCUGUGUGUCAGGAGGACUAAGCAGGACCCAGAUCCCCAUCACGGUGCCUCCACCUCGCUCACUGACACAUGAGAGGCACAAUGACCAGAAGAUCCUGGAGCUCACCAACAAGAUCAUUCAGCUGCUGACUGGAGAGGUUCCUAUAAGGUGUGAGGACGUCGCUGUCUAUCUCUCCAUGGAGGAGUGGGAGUAUAUAGAGGAACACAGGGGCCUGUACAAGGACGUGAUGAUGGAGAAUCACCAGGCAUUGAAGAUGAAUAUGACUGAGAGGAUAAUAAAUCUCUUCCUGGACAUCAUCUGUCUGCUGACUGGAGAGGAUCACACAGUAGUGAAGGGAACAUCUGGAGAGUGUGAGACACCCAGCAGCCAUCACCGUGUGUCAGGAGGACUGAGCAGGACCCAGAGCCCCAUCCCGGUGCCUCCACCUCACUCACUGAUACAUGAGAGGCACAAUCACCAGAAGAUACUAGAACUCACUAACAAGAUCAUUCAGCUGCUGACUGGAGAGGUUCCUAUAAGGUGUGACGAUGUGACCGUCUAUUUCUCCAUGGAGGAGUGGGAGUAUAUAGAGGAACACAGGGGUCUGUACAAGGACGUGAUGAUGGAGAAUCACCGGCCCCUCACAUCACUGGAUGGGGCCAGUAACAGGAAUACCCCAGAGAGAUGUCCACGUCCACUUUAUUCCCAGGAUCAUACAGAGGAGAAUCACAGUGUCCUACAGGAGGGUCAGAUUGAAGAACUUGUUAACGUAGAAGAUAUAAAGAGAGAAGAAGAGACGUAUGUGAUGGGUGAUCAGCUGUGUAAGGAGGUGGAAAUCCCUACAGGUAUCAGCACAGAUUCCUCUAAAGAUCCAUCUACUGAUAUAAAGGAGGAAUCAGUCUCAUGUGAUGGAGACCUCACACACAUUGACAUGUAUACAGCCGCAGAUCAUACACAGAAAAUAUCUACUCAUAUUAAAAGCAACUGCAUUACAAAUGCGUCUUGCUCUGGAUGUGAAAAAUGUUUUACUCUUAAUUCAGAUCUUGUUAAACAUCAGAGAAUUCAUACAGCUAAGAGACCGUUUUCUUGCUCGGAAUGUGGGAAAUGUUUUACAUGUAAAUCAAAACUUGUUAUACAUCAGAGAAGUCACACAGGUGAGAGACCAUUUUCUUGCUCGGAAUGCGGGAAAGGGUUUAGAUAUAAUUCAGAACUUGUUAGACAUCAGAGAAUUCAUACAGCUAAGAGACCGUUUUCUUGCUCGGAAUGUGGGAAAUGUUUUACAUGUAAAUCAGAACUUGUUAGACAUCAGAGAAGUCACACAGGUGAGAGACCAUAUUCCUGCUCUGAAUGUGAGAAAUGUUUUGGUCGGAAAUCAGAACUUUUUCAACAUCAGAGACGUCACACAGGUGAGAGACUAUAUUCUUGCUCGGAAUGUGAUAAAGAGUGUAGAAGUAAUACAGAUCUUGUUGAACAUCAGAGAAGCCAUACCGGAGAGAAACCAUUUUCCUGCUCUGAUUGUGGGAAAUCUUUUACACGGAAAUCAGAUUUUGUUCGACAUCAGAAAAGUCACACAGGGCAGAGACCAUAUUCCUGCUCUGAGUGUGGGAAAUGUUUUACACGCCAUCCACAUCUUGUUAGACAUCAGAGUCUUCACACCGGAGAGAGACCGUAUUCUUGCUCGGAAUGUGGGAAAUGCUUUAUACGUAAUUCUCAACUUGUUGUACAUCAGAGACUUCACACCGGAGAGAGACCAUAUUCCUGCUCUGAAUGUGGGGAAGGGUGUAGAAGUUUUCCAGAGCUUGUUAGGCAUCAGAGAAUUCAUACAGGUGAGAGACCAUUUUCUUGCUCAGAAUGUGGGAAAGGGUUUGAAGAAAAUGCACUACUUGUUAGACAUCAGAUGAUUCACACAGGAGCAUACCCAUAUUCCUGCUCUGAAUGUGAGAAAGGUUUUUCAAUUAAAUCAGAACUUGUUAGACAUCAGAGACGUCACACAGAUGAGAGACCGUAUUCUUGCUCGGAAUGUGGGAAAGGGUUUAGAAGUAAAGCAGAACUUGUUAUACAUCAGAGAAGUCACACAGAUGAGAGACCGUAUUCUUGCUCGGAAUGUGGGAAAGGGUUUAAAAGUAAUGCAGUACUUGUUAUACAUCAGAGACGUCACACAGGAGAGAGACCGCAUUCUUGCUCAGAAUGUGGGAAAGGGUUUAGAAGUAAUGCAGUACUUGUUAUACAUCAGAGACGUCACACCGGAGAGAGACCGUAUUCUUGCUCAGAAUGUGGGAAAGGGUUUAAAAGUAAUGCAGAACUUGUUAUACAUCAGAGACGUCACACCGGAGAGAGACCGUAUUCUUGCUCUGAAUGCGGGAAAUGCUUUACAUGCAAUUCACAACUUACUAAACAUCAGAAAAGUCACACAGGAGUGAACCCAUGAUAUAGGUCUGAGUGUAAGGAGAGGGAGUUAUAGUAAGCCAGAACUUUUACACGAGUGCGGUCACCCAGGAGCAUACUCAUAUUUCAUUCUCUGUGUAAGAAAUGUUUUACAUGUUUAUGUUCUGCACCGCAGAAUGUGUGAUUAUUACUAAUAAUAAUAACAAGUAUUUCUCAUACGUCCUAGAGGAUACUGGG
Messenger RNA from Pseudophryne corroboree (corroboree frog), 3250 nucleotides. Its product is annotated as zinc finger protein 436-like. Gene Ontology annotation, cellular component: nucleus. The record is from RefSeq and is a predicted model, not a curated record. The transcript is spliced from 9 exons. Gene Ontology annotation, molecular function: RNA polymerase II cis-regulatory region sequence-specific DNA binding; DNA-binding transcription factor activity, RNA polymerase II-specific. Gene Ontology annotation, biological process: regulation of transcription by RNA polymerase II. The coding region runs from base 501 to 3056 and encodes 851 amino acids. NCBI's taxonomy places the organism in Eukaryota, Metazoa, Chordata, Amphibia, Anura, Myobatrachidae.